AUGCCUCGCGGCUACUACCUCGGCCAGGGAUUGAUCCCCCUUGGCUACAGCAGCAGUGACGACGAGGAAGGCCCCUGCAAGCUGCCCAACGGUCGCGUUGUCUGUGGACCCCACGGUCUGGUCGUUUGCGGGAGGUGCUGCACCGACUACAGUUUUAUGGACGACGUCUUGGAUGACGACGACGAUGAAGAUUGGGAUGAGGAGGAAGACGAAGACGAAGAGCCCGACGAACCGUCGGUGCCAGGGACUGAGAUGGUGAGGGGCACCGGCAAGGUGUUCCCGUCCAAGUUUGUGCCGUCCAACAGCAACACGACACCGCUGGAAGAAUUUCCCAACCGUCACCGACACAUCGAAGCAGUUCGACGCACCCACUCCAACGACAACACCAAGGUCCUCCUCAUGACUGACGGCGCAUGCCUCGACAACGGACAGCCUAACCCGAGGGCUGGCUGGGCAUUCUUCCAAGGGGAGAGCAUCGAGGGGGAGCCGGACGUGGUCUCGGGCCGCCUGGAGAACCGCGGCCCCUGGGGAGACGAAGGCAGCCAGACGAGCAACCGCGCUGAGCUGCGGGCCGUGCUCGCGGCCCUCCGCUUCCGAUGGUGGCGCGGCGAAGGCUUCAAGACGGUCGUCAUCGCUACCGACUCGUCAUAUGUCGUGGACGGCGCGACGCAGUGGGUCAGGGGCUGGGUGGACAACGGUUGGAGGACCCGCCCGAAGGGAAGCGGCGGCGGCGGCGAGGUCAAGAACAAGGACCUGUGGGAGAUGCUGCUGGGCGAGUGCGAGAGGGUUCGCGGCUGCGGCCUGGCGGUCCAGUUCUGGAAGAUCCCGCGCGAGUGGAACACUUUGGCUGACGAGGGCGCCAAGACAGCUGCCGCCGAGGGAGACGCUCCUGACCACUGGGGAGACAUCAUGGGUAUAGCGUUCAAGUUGUGA
Molecule: messenger RNA, 933 nt
Organism: Diaporthe citri
Lineage: Eukaryota; Fungi; Ascomycota; Sordariomycetes; Diaporthales; Diaporthaceae
Exons: 2
Coding region: 1-933 (310 amino acids)
Biological process (GO): DNA replication, removal of RNA primer
Molecular function (GO): nucleic acid binding; RNA-DNA hybrid ribonuclease activity
Source: RefSeq, a predicted model, not a curated record